Molecule: messenger RNA, 1367 nt
Organism: Zerene cesonia (dogface butterfly)
Lineage: Eukaryota; Metazoa; Arthropoda; Insecta; Lepidoptera; Pieridae
Product: mitochondrial potassium channel-like
Exons: 6
Coding region: 93-1178 (361 amino acids)
Source: RefSeq, a predicted model, not a curated record
AAAACCUAAUCUUCAGAUCAAUGAUGAAAUCAAACCCGUAAAAAUAGAAGUUUCCAUAUUUUAUAAGUUAAAAUAAGUACAAGAAUGAAAUCAUGGCUGAUCGGCUGCGGAAGAUCGCACAACAAGUCAAAGACAAGGUCCAAUUUGCGCAAGUUAACGCCAACAGCCGUGAAAAAGUCGAUCAAUUGUUAACAAAAUACGUUCCGGCCCAACGCGUUGCAGCUUUUGCUGAAAAAUUCAAACAGGAAACUUUGAUGUCUAAAGCGAAGGAGAUUGUGUCCAAGUAUGAGAAAUUUACAGGAAUUGAAGAAAUUAUGGCUAUCCAAAAUACGGUGGUUGAGGCUCAAGAAAGAUUCAUUGGAGCCCAAGACAAACGCAGGGAGCUUGGCCGUGAGCUUGCUAUGAUCGAAGCUAGGUUGAAAGAGCUGCAUGCCGAAAUGCAGAACACUAUGAAGGGUGAUGAGAAAUACUUACAGUUGUGUACGGAAGAACAUAAGCUCAUAAUCCAAGAGCGUGCGGCACGCACUCUCUUCUCUGAAGCAGAGAGAGAGGAGAGAGAGCUGUUCGCGACUAUGUCAGCUGCGGUGAAACUCGGUCAUGAAAGAGAGAGGGCUCACGCUGAAAGGAAUAAAUAUUGGUACAUAGUCGCGUCGAUUUUUGGAACAGCACUCGGCAUCGCCGGCUCGACCAUAAACAACAGACUCAAGAUGGCCGAAUUCAGAGACAUGAUGGAACAGCAGAUGGCGCGCAGUGCGAGCGUGCUCUAUACCAUAGCUGGUGGCGGUACCGCAAGCAGGGCUGAUAUCACGGAGGCUAUGAAGACAGAGUUCGCAUAUCAGGAACAACUAGCAAACAAUUUAAGUUUAAUGCAGGAUAAUAUAAAUAAUCUAGUCAGCAAGCAAUCUUCUUUAAUAGACCACUUAAAUCAUCAAGAACAUGUGUUUGAAACGCAAAUACGCGAUUUAAAAAGGUUGGUUGUGGCAUCUGCGCAGAACAGCGCGAAAUCGGACGCGGAGAUUGCGAAAGCAUUAUCUGCAGUGCAUCAAGACUUGGACGAAGCGGACAAAGAGCGGGAAAAACCACCGGUUGUUCUAGAAUCGAAUCAAAUUUUAACCGCCAUCGGGGUCAUUAUGUGCGUAGUUGUUAUUUUCGGUAAUAUAUUCGGUCGUGUAAGUUGAUUUUUCUAUCGAGAGAAAUCCGAGCAAUCCUUUAUAUUUAAUGACAAUUGGCGAUUCGUAAUAUUAAUAGAUAACAUUGUGAUAUUCAUAUUUGUCGUAUUUUUAACCCAACAAAAUAAUUUAUACUGAAUAUCGCUGUGUAUAGGUGGGAUUUUUAAUAGCUUAUUAACUCGACAAUAAAUAUUAAAU